AUGGACGAGUCGCAAAUACGCGCUGCCACGUACCCGGCGGACGCCGCGCUGAUACUGCAGGCCGGCGCCGGCAGUGGAAAAACCCAGACGAUGGCGGCACGCAUCGCCUACCUCCUCCAGAGCGGUGUGCCGGGACACUCCAUCCUCGGCAUCUGCUUCACGCGUCAAGCAGCGGAGACGCUGCGGGGGCGAGUGCGGUCUACCCUUCCCCCCACGCUCACCCGCGAGGCGCACGCCUUGAAGCUCAAGACUUUUCACGCCUUCGGGCUCGAGUGCUUGCGUCGCUUUGGUGCCCUCCAGGCCGACACGCACGUCCUCGAUGCGCGGCAGCAGCACCAACUUGCCCGCCGUGUUGUCGACACGUACGCGCAACGUGAAAAGAGCAGCGAGGCCGUGACGGACCUGGUCGACUACGUGAAUCGGGUGAAGACGAUGAGGAUGCCGCCGAUUCCUCAGUUGGACCCUGCCCUGCAGGAUGCAUACCUCUUCCCCUACUACCAAAAGGCUCUGCAUGAGGAGCACAACGCCGUGGACUUUGGAGACUUGCAGCAGAUGUUUUACGACCUGAUCCGACCCGUCCCCGCUACCGCACUGACAGCCUCGCAAGGUUGUGGCGGGGGGCUGGACGAGCAGCAGCCCUCACAGGGCGAACACCAACCCCCGCAACAGCAGCAACAGGGAGGGAUGGUCCCAUCCGAUGUGUGCACCGCGCUGCGUGCCGAGUACACACACUUCGUCGUCGACGAGUUCCAGGACUUCAAUGAGAUUCAGGUGGAGCUGCUGGCGCUGCUGGCUGGCGACGCGUGUCACGUGACCUGCGUGGGAGACCCGAACCAGUGCAUCUACACCUGGCGCGGCGCCAUGCCGAACGUCUUCGGGGUGUGGAAGAAGCGUUUUCCUCAGACAGCAAUGCUGACGCUGGCGGUGAACUACCGCAGCGACGGGCCCAUUGUCGAAGCGGCCAAUCGCGUGGUGAAGGCAACGCAGAUGGCACACCACCAUCGCGAGGAGCGCGCCGUGACGCUCGUGCAGUGCGCCAGCGAGGAUGAUGAGCUGCAGGCGGUGCCACUGGUGAUCGAGCACGUGCUACGCCGUCGCGAUGCCCAUCUUGGCUACGGUGACAUCGCCAUUCUCUGUCGCUCCCGUCGGCGGGUGCAACUCUACUGCGAUGUUCUGCAGUCGCAGCGCAUUCCAGUGCGGCAGCUGAGGGGGAUGUCGGUUGACCAUCUCGCAAGCAUGCGCUCGCUGCUUGCGUUUCUGCGACUGUGUGUGUCGCCGCAUGGCCCGGAAGGUGACGCAAACGUGCGCACAGUCCUGAAUACCGCCCCGCUGCAUCGACUAUCGCCCGGGGCGGCCAAGAAAUUUCUCCUGUCGCUUGAUUCGGUCUGUCAGGCACGGCGCGCGACGGAAGCAGCACGGAUACGGUCGUGGCGCCACACCAUCCACGUGGAUAACAGCAGCGAGGUUGGCGCAGAUAACGGAGGCGCACAGGGGUCGCGAAGUGAGGGCUUGCAGCCCGGCGCUGCGCGUACCUCGGUCAUCGGCGGUGGUUGCCCCACCGCCACCACGCCUGGAGUCCACCCCGAGUCGCACUCCUUCUUUGCCGUUUUACAGGAGCUCGUGUACCACAACUUUUCCCAUGCGCUCUUCCCCAAGCUGGAGGUAUCCAAGAAGAACCAGAAGAACAUCCGCAGCGUGGUGCGCAUCGUGGUGCAUGCCAAGGAGCUGCUUGCGCAGCCGUCUUGCGACGUCGAGCAAGUCCUUCGAUACGUCCUGCGCGAAGGUGGAUACGAGGGUGAAAGCAUGGCCGCGGUAGCCGCUCGCACGGUCACCCCCUCAGCAACCACGAGGGGGACGAAGCGAGCGCGUAACUCUGCCGAGGGCUGGGGUAGUGACCGCUGUGUUGACGAGGCGUCCGGGCGAAGCAGCGCUUCGGCGUACCAGCCUCGCGUUGGCGCCCUUCUCAUGGAGCGAUGCGCCUCGCAGCACAAUCAACAGCAGCAGCGCUAUACCUCCUCCUCCGCCCCCGCCUCCUGCAGCAGCGCCGGUGGAGGCGACAGUAGGUGGGAUCGGUGGCACCAUGGCAGCCGGCGAUCAGGUGCCGCAUCCGGCAGUGACGGCGCAGGCGAUGAGGACGUUUUGCCCCCCGAGGAGGAGGCGGCGGUGUGGCAGGAGCAGCGCAUGAACCUGUCCGAGUUGGUGCUGCACACGUACCACUCCGUGCAGGAGGCGCUGGAGCGUGAGGUGACGCAUGAGCUAGAUAAGGAAGGCGGCGGUGGUGAGGGUAGAGGGGAGGAGGCGUCGUCGCGGUCUCGCCCGUCCCAGGCAAGCGGCAACCACAGCAACAGUCGAUCGCGGCUGUUUUCCAAGGCAACCGCUGCCGACGACUCGGUCAGCAACUUCAGUGCCGGGAGCACCACCACCACUAUGACGGUCAUGCAGGCUCUGCGCCCACCCGCCGUGGUGCUGCAUCGCGUGCUGGACGAGUUUGUGUCGCUCGUGUCCUCGGACGACUACGGCCCCAUGCGGGAGAUCGGGAACGCGGACGACGCUGCCGGAGCAGCCGCGGGGGCGGACACGGCUGGUAACGGCGGUCGCCUCCCUACCAGUACCUCGCCACACUGGAUCGGAGAGGUCACGGUCGGCACUGUGCACCGCGCGAAGGGCAUGGAGUGGCCGGCGGUGCUGCUGCCCGGGUGCUGGGUCGGCGAGUACCCGGUGCGGCCACGCGACGAAGAAAAGCGCGUCUUUUACGUGGGCAUGAGUCGAGCCAUGAAGCACCUGGUAUGCUUCACCGCAGCAGCGCGCGAGGGCAGGCCUGGCAGCGGCCAGGCGGUAACCGCGGCAAGCGUGGUCGACCUGCCCGCGCAGCACUCACAAAGCGGAACGCUGGAGCCGACGCCGUACCUGGCCGCCCUCGGCGACACGCUGGAGCGGGUCAACUACGCCGACCUCAAGACAGCGUAUCUGACGGAGCAAGGGUACCUUUAA
Molecule: messenger RNA, 2991 nt
Organism: Leishmania major strain Friedlin
Lineage: Eukaryota; Euglenozoa; Kinetoplastea; Trypanosomatida; Trypanosomatidae
Product: putative ATP-dependent DNA helicase
Exons: 1
Coding region: 1-2991 (996 amino acids)
Biological process (GO): recombinational repair
Cellular component (GO): nucleus
Molecular function (GO): ATP binding; DNA binding; 3'-5' DNA helicase activity
Source: RefSeq, a predicted model, not a curated record